UGUGUGUGUGUCAGAGAGAGAGAGAGAGAAAAAGAGAGAGAGAGAGAGAAAAAGAAAAGAGGGGGGCAUAAGGAGGGAGGCAGGCAGGCAGGCGAGCGAGCGAGAAAGCCUACAGCGAACUCACAAUGAAGGUCUCCAAGGAAUAAAAUAUUGGAACAAAGCAAUGAUUAUAGAAAUGUUACUAUAUUUAUUCUAGUUUGGCAAUGGAACAAGGUGAGGGUGGGACGUGAGCCGGUUAUCCAAAGUCGCAAUAAAUUGUUCUGGGUCGCGUAACAGCAUUGCGGGUCAGCCUUGUGGUGAAUGAUCCUUAGUCAUCCUAGUUAAAGCAUUUAAUAGUCAUAACUAGAACAGCCGUUAUUCACAAGACAAGAAGAAGCUCGAGUUUUCGGCGGCAGGGAGUAUUUUCAUCCCAAUAGCUCAUCUGUCCAAGAAAAUCACAAGUUAUCGGUCAUAACUUGGAUCUCCAACUAUUACUUUUUGAAAAACUUAUUUGAAUAGUCCUGGGCAUUUUUAAAAAUCACAAAGGGGUCUCCCACCAAUGGGAACAGUUUCUGGACUUAUUCCUUUUUGUGGACUAGUUUGCUUAUUCACCAGUUGGGUCACAAAGUUUUGAAAUCUGAUCUAGUACAAAUAUUUUGUCUCAUUCCUCUUAGGGAACUAAUUUUAGCAAGCUUUAAUCAUUCAUUGGCAUUUUAAAAAUACACCUGCUUUUUAAAACAUACAGAAUUGUAAAGAAAUAAAGAUAGUUACUUAGUAUUUUUAAAUCGUGUCAGUCAGUCAAUUGUAGGUUUUACAUUUGAUAAUUAAAAACAUGUUUCCUAAGAUCUUGUAGUUAUUUCAUAACAAACUUGCUUUUAGUAAAUCAAUUUUUGUAAACCCAUCAAAAAUAUCUUAAGCGCAAAGUUAAUAAUAAUGUUGACUAAUUGUUUGUAGUUUAUAAAAAUAAUAACUACAUCAUUUCAAUAUACAUAACAGUACAAUAAGAUGAUUGUUAAGACUUGGUCAUAUUUAACUAUACUUUGACACCAGUGGCCUUUUGUAAAACUGGCUGAAUAGAUAGUUGCAUUGCGAGUAGUUAUUGUAACCAGACAAAUGAGAAAUCCAGAGCUGAUACCUCAUGUGAAAAUGUCUGGCUCAGAGGCUAUUCUUCAUGGGGAGUUUGGUGGGAUCCAUUCAAGUAACACCAGCCAAAACUUAAGUAGUGGAACCUCUGGGCCCCGCUAUGCUCUUACUCUGACUCCCAAGGAGCUGCACAUACAGAGGUUGGUGCCAAGGCCCCAGGAUGAUCGUCGAACUGUUGUGAAUACUACGGAUGUUGUUGGCUGCCAUGUGAUGCGCCCAAAAUCAACAAAAACCAGUGGGGCAAGCGAGACACAGAUUCCUGCUGUUUUUUCUAUUUAUUCAUAUCCACUUAAAAAGAAGCGGAUGGGAGCUGGAAGAGUGAGAACAAGAGUAGUACGAACAUUCAAGGUGGAUGUUUCUGACACUACUUCAGAGAAUCGUGCUGUGGCUGAAAAAUGGUCGAUUGCAAUCAAGUGCCUACUGCGAGGUGUAUCGCUAAGUGGCCUUACAGAGAUCACUUCCAGUCUUUUGCCCCGUCCUCAACGACUUCUGCUGUUAGUAAACCCUUUCAGUGGAAGAGGUCAAGCAAUGCAACUAUGCCACACACACAUCUUGCCUAUGAUUCGAGAAGCCAAUAUUCACUACAACCUUAUUCAGACAGAACGGCAGAAUCAUGCUCGAGAUUUGAUGAGGGAGAUAACAGUACAUGAGUGGGAUGGCAUUGUCAUUGUUUCUGGUGAUGGUCUGCUGCAUGAGGUGAUUAAUGGACUAAUGCAGCGACCAGAUUGGCAGGAGGCAAUCCGAAUACCAUUGGGAGUACUGCCCUGUGGGUCUGGCAAUGCACUUGCUGGUGCAUUAAAUCAUCAUGCAGGAUUUGAAAUGUGUUUACGUGAGGCUCUCCUAAUGAACUGCUGCUUUUUGCUGUGCCGUGGGUCUCCAAGCCCUAUGGACAUUGUAUCUGUGACCAUGACAUCUCCAGAGGCAGAGCAGCUAAAAACAAAGAAUCAUCAAGAGAAGAGGUCGAAGCCUGCUGCAGGGAGUCAGCAAAGGCUUUUUUCUUUCUUGUCAGUUGCUUGGGGAUUUGUGUCUGAUGUAGAUAUUGAGAGUGAAAGAUACAGGGGUCUUGGUUCUGCUCGUUUUACCCUUGGAACUCUGGUGAGGCUGGCCUCCCUAAGAUCUUAUAAAGGUCGUUUAUCUUAUUUGCCCCAGGCUGUAGCCUCCCUCUCAAUAACUCGACCUUUACAGCCACAGCUGCCUCCUCGUCGACCUCUUUCCCGCAGCAUUACUGAGGGCUUAGGUGGAUUUAGUCGGACACUGCUACACCGCACAGUGUCUGAUAUGGGCCUAAGUGAGGAACGCAGUCUAAUGAAGAGGAACACUCUUUCUAUCCUUCCAGUCACACCUGAUGACACAGAGGGGGUUGCACCAGAGACAGGUGUGGGAGUUUUUCAGAAGACACCAUCAACUUUGAAAUCUGUUAUGUCUCAAGAAACUAUAGAAACGGCAUCAUCUGCACACAGAAUCAGUGAAAAGGGGGAAUCCAGCACUUUACCGAAGAGUAUAUCAAAUCAUUCCGAAAAGCUUUUGAACUUGGAUGGAGGCCCAAAGCUAAAUGCUCCAGAUUCAAUGGACAGCCUCAUCAGUACUCCUGGACUAUCUUCCCCUUCUCAAGAUUCUGGUUGUUGUACUCCAAACCUCCUUUCUCCAUCCUGUUCCACAGCUCCACCUGUUCCAGGUCCAUCGCCAUCUUCUUCCAAGAAUCAUCUAAGCACAGCAUUCACUUUUGACCUUUCUGGGUCAAGAGGCUUUGAGCCUUUGGAGAACAUAAAUGGUGCAGAAAACAUGGAAAGCAUCCAAAAGCAAUGUAGGGAGAACCAGACUUGUACAAACAAUUUUACAAUUUUUGGACCUUCAGAUUACCUACUGCCUCCACUUGACCAGCCACUACCCAAAAACUGGGUAACACAUGAAGGUGAAUUUGUACUAGUCCUGGCAAUGUAUCAGUCUCAUCUUGGUGCUGACCUGUUUGCUGCUCCACAAGCCCAUUUUAAUGAUGGCACUAUUCACCUCAGCUUUGUUCGGGCAGGCAUCUCUAGAGGAGCAAUGCUAAGGCUUUUUUUGGCCAUGGAGAGAGGCACUCAUCUGGAGAUGGAUAGUCCUUAUGUUACUCAUAUUCAGACUCGAGCAUUCCGUCUAGAGCCACUGUCACAGAAAGGCACAUUGACUGUUGAUGGAGAACUUGUGCCCUAUGGACCACUCCAGGCUCAGGUGCAUCCUGGAAUGGCAAGGCUAAUUAUGGGAGACCAUGCUGUAAAAGUUACUCGUUUCUGACCUGGACAUAUUUAAUGAAAGACCCAUUGCACUGACCUCUUUAUCAUGUGGACAAGUUGAAAAGGGAAAAAAGGAAACCGUUCUCCUUGGAGGUCUUUUUUUUUUUUUUUUUAAACUUGGCUAACACUGUAAAAUAUUGGUAGCAAAUUAAAUUUAAAAAAGUACUGUUUUCAAAUCUACUAUUUGCACUUGAGGAUGAUGUCAAAAAUGUCGGAGCAGCUGUAUUUUUUCCUCUUGCCCUUUGCACUUCUACAAAACACUUUUAGCAUCAUGCUCCUCCUUGUAUCAUAUCUAAAUGUUUGUGAUCCUAAGUACUUGAUAUUACUGAUGUCCUAUAAUUUUAUGAUGCAAAUAAUAUAUUGCAAUAUACAGAGGGAUGAUUUGACUUUGCUGUGUUUAGUAAAGAACAAUUAUCUUGUACAGAAUGAAUGCUGAAUGAAGAAUUACUUAAGAGAAGAUUUUCAAAUGCUUUUUUUCCCCCUAGUGCACUGGCUGUAGCUCCUUCUAUAUCGGAUUGAGCUUUAUUACAGUUAGUAUUUUUAGCACAAGAAUGUGAUGUGAUUGCUUAAAAUAUGUGAGCUUUGUAUAUGAAAGGCAAAACACCAAGUAGUUUCCAUCGGGAUUGCUUCAAAGCUGCUGAUAUGGGUCCCUUUCAGCAAUUCUGACCUCCUCAAUCAAUAAACUUUAGAUGUCAAUGAUGAAAAAAGAAAACAAAUGGCUUGCUUCUUCAUCAGCUGAAAUAAAACUAUUGGUGGCAAUGCAUACAUUUAAAUGAAUUAUUGAUUCCAUCUCCUACAGCACACUUGUGGCCGUUGACCACUUGGAUGCAAAAUUCCAGGGGAUUAUGUGUGGUGUACACAAAUUCAUUGGCAAAAUGUAGACUUUACAAAGUGCUUAGAGUAGGACAGAGAAAUCUGUCAACAGGUGAUAGCUUUAUAUGUACUACCUAAGUAAGCUUCAGGGGCUGUGCAUAGUAUGGAUAAAGUACAGCACUUCCACAACUGUGUGUGCAUGUGUAACUACACUUGGGUAUCUGCUGUACCUCGUUUGCAUGUGUUAUGCAUCUCUGACAGACUACAGUAAGAAACAGUUUUUUUUUUUAUUAUCAAGAGUAUAAGGAGAAGUUAUGUGCAAGAGUUCAAAAAUUGGUGUGAGUCACUGUAAGAUGUGUUGAGAGGAGUUGGAAGGAUAUGCUGAGGUUUUGGGUACAAAUUACUAUUUUGUAAAUUGACCAUGGAAAGCAUUUUAAAUCAAAAUGGGAGAUUAAGGCCUGGAAACUGCAUUAUGAGCUGACAUAUCGUUACUCUUGGUACUCCUCUCUAGAGCUGUAGUAGGCCUUUGAAAGUCAAGUGGCCAAAACCGACAACAAGCUAGCCCAUAUGGUGAACAGCAAGCCCCUGUUAAGUUUUUCAACUACUAUGCAAGAUAAUUGAAAAGAACUUGAAAAAGUAUCCUCCUAAGGCACUUGCCUCGCCUUUCCCAUUGAGGCUGAUCAACACAGUUCUUUCUCUUUAAGCUAAACUGAUAAACUUGUGGAAGCAAUUUACUCUUUCAUGCAAAAUAUUUAUUUAUAAGCAUUUAUUUCUCAGACUUCGUUUGUUAGAACAGUUCUAAGCUAUAUAAAAGUAUGGUAAUGUCAGGUCUACCUUAAUACUUGUGAAUAACGCUUAAGGCAAAGUCUUCAAAAUUCAUUAAAAAAAAAAGUGACUGUUUUAUUAUUAUAAGCAAUGUUCGUGCUACAUACAAAAGAAGGUUAAAGAAUGCCAGUGCUGUCUGGGUAUGUAUAUACAUUGGCGUACUGUACAUAAAUAUGUGUGUGUGUAGAUGUACAGUGUCCUCCGUUAUGUCUGGGACAAAGACACAUUUUUCUGUUUCACAGUUUAAAAAUUACAAGACAAUUCAGACAUUAUUAAAGUGCAAACUGCAGAUGUUUAAGGGUAUUUGUGUACAUUUUGGUCACAUCAUGUGGAAAUGACAACACUUUUUACACAUGAUUCCCAUUUCAGGGCACCAUGAUGUUUGGAACAAUUGGCAUCACAGGUGUUUAUGGUUUCUCUGGUGGGUUUUAUUACUUCAGUAGUGCAGGCAUAAGGUUGCCUCAGCUUGCUUCUACCCUUUGCCUUUGGAGUCUCUAGAUGCCGUUGUUCAACAUUAGGGCAAGAGCUGUGUGACAAUGAAAGACCAUUAUGAAGCUGAGAAUAAAAUCAUUUGAGACAUUGGGUAAGACGUUAGGGUUACCUAAAUCAACUGUCUGAAAUAUCACUGUGAAGAAAGCAAGCACUGGUGAACUCGGUAAUUGCAAAGGAACUGGUAGGUCAAGGAAGACUUCUACUGGUGGUGACAGAAGAAUCCUCACUAUGGUCAAGAUAAAGCUCCAGUCACCUGUCCGGCAGAUCAGAAACAGUCGUCAGAAGGCAGAUGUUUAUGUGUCUUGCAGAUCGAGACAAAGAUUAACAUGAAACUAGUGGCAAGAGCAAAGUGUGGAGACGGAAAGGAACUGCAAAGCAUACCACCUUAUCUGCUAAACGUGGUGGGAGUGUUAUGGGUACUGGCACACUUAUCUUCAGUGAUGAUGCAACUUCUAAUUUCUGAGGAGUAUAGAGAAACCUUAUCUGCUCAGUUUCCAGUAAAUGUGUCCAAACUCAUUGGACAGAGCUUCAUCCUGUAACAAGAUAAUGAUCCCAAACAUACUGCUAAGGUAACAGAGAGGUUUUUGAAACCUAAUAAAUUGAAAAUUCUUGAAUGGCUAAACCAGUCGCCUGAUUUAAAUCCAAUUGAGCAGACCUUCCUUGUGCUGAAUAGAAAACUUAAAGGGACAAGUCCCUGAAACAAGCAGGAGCUGAAGAUGGCUGCACUAGUGGCCUAGCAGAGCAUCACCAGAGAAAAUCCUCAGCGUCUGGUGAUGUCCAUGAAUCUCAGACUUCAAGCAGUCAUUGCAUGUGAGGGACAUGCAAGUACUGAAUAUGACUGUGCCCAAGCAAUGGCGGGAAUAUUAAAACAAACACUUUGGUGCCCUGAAAUGGGGGAGCCAUAUAUAAAAAGUGUCAUUUCCACAUGCUGUGACCGACAUUUAUGCAAAUCCCCUUAAAUGAAAGCCUGCAUUGUGCACUUUUAUCACGUCUGAAUUGUUUGAUUUGAAAUUUUAAAAUGCAGAGCUGUGGGGUACAUCGAGGAAAAAUGUGUCUUUGUCCCAGACAUUAUGGAGGGCACUGUGUGUGUGUGUGUGUGUGUGUGUGUGUGUAUGCGUAUACACACACACUCUGAUGCAUAAAUGCAGUCAUUCUCAAACUGGUUUAGCCCAGUUUGGGGUCACUAAUAAUGGAGUCUCUCCCAGGUAGCACAAGGCACGUGGUGCGAGUUCGUCACACGGCCCAUGCAUACGCGUACACUCACAGUGGCGCCAAACUAAAAAGUCCAAGUUACCUCAAAGGUCCAUUUUGGAAUAUGGGAGGGAAACUGUGUGCUUCCUGCCCCUCUUUCUCUCUUAUAAUACUUUUCAUAUCUGUUUAUCAUAAAUGAGAGAGAGAUACCAUUCCCUUUCUGCAUGGCAUUGUUUUAGUCUCUAAACCAUUAAUUGGUUUCCAAAUGUGCUGGUGUUUCAUUGUUAACUUUUAAUAUCCACUGCAUGGAGUGCUAAUACUGUAUGUGUAUUAUAAAAGGCAUUAUACCAAAUAUCGCAUUCAUGCCCAAAUAUGGCAGGCAGUGUGGUGCAGUGGGUAACACUUUGGAUGCAGGUCUUCAGACUCUCAGGUUGUGGGUUCAAAUCCCAUUGCUGUCAUUAUGUACCCAUGAACAAGUCACUUCACCUACCUGCUCUCCAAUUGGAAAAACCAGAAUGAAAUGUUUAACCAAUGUUGUAACUUCCAUUUACUGAACACUUGGAAAGGCAGAUAACCAGCUGCAGGGGGUAAAGACAGUACAACGACUGUGAACACACUUCUAGCAUAUUGAUAAAAUCCAACGGGCAUUCUUACAGCACACUGUAAUUCCGUCAAACUGAAUACGCUGCUUCAUUGUACUGCCAGGCGUUUCUUGCUUGCAGCCAGCGUUACCGUUUUUCCCUCCCGUACCGCCAAUUAAAUUUCAUCCGCACUAAACGUCCAAAUGUACAAAGAUUUUUAGACUUUUUCAUCGUUCAGCAGGUCACCCUGAGGUGCAGCCUCCUUAAUGGUAGCUUUGACACUGCAAACUGAACUGUAAAAAGAACAAAACCCACCAGAUUAAAAUGUCAAGGCAUAGAGCAGCAUCCCGGCACGUUCUCCAGACUCGCCUUGCAGCACAAACUACUGACGGCUUUUGUGUAUUUGUGUGUAAAAAAGCAAAAAACUCUUUUACAGGUAGUGUCUGUCUAGGAGUGUUGUGUCUGUCAGAUUAAUAUAUAUUUUUAAUUUAAGUACCGGUAAUACGUUUUCUGUAAUGACAAUGCCACACUUUGAGUUAAUUAUUGAGAAUCGAUCUACCUUUAAUGCUUUAACUGAAUAAAAAACUUCCAUUGCUGUGUU
This is a messenger RNA of Erpetoichthys calabaricus (reedfish), 7895 nucleotides long. It is a transcript of the gene sphk2, whose product is annotated as sphingosine kinase 2. The record is from RefSeq and is a predicted model, not a curated record. Gene Ontology annotation, cellular component: intracellular membrane-bounded organelle; membrane; cytoplasm. Bases 1093 to 3393 code for a protein of 766 amino acids. Lineage: Eukaryota; Metazoa; Chordata; Cladistia; Polypteriformes; Polypteridae. Gene Ontology annotation, biological process: sphinganine-1-phosphate biosynthetic process; positive regulation of apoptotic process; sphingosine biosynthetic process. The transcript has 7 exons.